Molecule: messenger RNA, 8130 nt
Organism: Iphiclides podalirius (scarce swallowtail)
Lineage: Eukaryota; Metazoa; Arthropoda; Insecta; Lepidoptera; Papilionidae
Source: the annotation of a GenBank genome assembly
AUGGGGGACAGUUUCUUACAUCUAGGGGACAUCGUCUCCCUAUACGCGGAGGGCAGCGUAUCAGGGUUUCUCAGUACUUUGGGGUUGGUAGAUGACAGAUGCGUGGUUUGCCCCGAAGCCGGCGAUCUGACUGAUCCUCCCAAAAAGUUCCGAGAUUGCCUGUUCAAGAUAUGCCCCAUGAACCGGUACUCUGCUCAGAAGCAGUUCUGGAACACCGCCAAGCAGUCGGCCAACGCGAACGCCGACACGGACACUGGACUGCUGAAGAGGUUACACCAUGCCGCCGAAAUAGAGAAGAAGCAGAACGAACUGGAGAAUAAGAAGUUGCUGGGGACUGUCGUGCAGUAUGGCAGCGUCAUACAGCUACUGCACGUCAAAUCAAACAAGUAUCUCACUGUCAAUAAGAGGCUACCCGCACUGCUGGAGAAGAACGCAAUGCGGGUCCAUUUGGACGCUAACGGGAACGAGGGAUCGUGGUUUUAUGUGAUGCCUUUUUAUAAACUGCGAUCGACCGGAGACAACGUGGUGGUAGGCGAUAAAGUGAUAAUGAACCCGGUGAAUGCGGGUCAGCAAGUCCUACACGUGUCCUCCAACCACGAGCUACCGGACAACGUAGGCUGCAUGGAGGUGAACGUCGUGAACUCGUCGACCUCAUGGAAGGUGACGCUGUUCCUAGAGCACAAGGAGAACCAGGAGGAGAUCCUGAAGGGGGGCGACGUGGUGCGCCUGUUCCACGCGGAGCAGGAGAAGUUCCUGACGAUGGACGAGUACCAGAAGCGGCAGCACGUGUUCCUGAGGACCACGGGCCGUUCCAGCGCCACCGCGGCCACCAGCAGCAAGGCCCUUUGGGAGAUUGAGGUGGUGCAGCACGACCCCUGCCGCGGCGGUGCCGGCCAUUGGAACUCCAUCUUCAGGUUCAAGCACCUCGCCACGGGACACUACUUGGCAGCCGAAGCCUGCCUCAAGCCGCCCGAGGGCGCGUGCGAGGGCGGCGACGUGGGCGAGCCGGCGUACCAGCUGGUGUCGGUGCCGCACUCCUCGGAGAUCGCGACGCUCUUCGAGCUCGACCCCACCACCAUGACGCACUCCGACGCGGCCGUGCCGCAGAGCAGCUACGUCAGAUUACAGCACUUAUGCACGCACACGUGGGUACACUCAACGUCCAUACCUAUCGACAAAGAAGAGGAAAAGCCAGUCAUGUCGAAGGUUGGCUGUUCGAUAGUAAAGGAAGACAAGGAGGCGUUCGCCUUGAUAUCAGUGUCGCCCAGCGAAGUGCGAGACCUGGACUUCGCCAACGACGCGUGCAAAGUGCUAUCGGCCUUGUCGACCAAACUUCACCAUGGCAAUAUAGAGCAUAACGAGAUGAAAGCCCUGACGUGCCUCCUACAGGACAUCGUGUACUUCAUAGCGGGCUUUGAGAACGAACCGAACAAGUCCAAGGCCCUGGACCUGGUGGUAGAGAACCCCAACAGGGAUAGGCAGAAGCUACUGCGGGAGCAGUACAUAUUGCGACAACUCUUCAAGAUCCUUCAGGGCCCAUUCCAAGAGACGGCGGAAGGCGAAUCAUUCCUGAAGAUCGAGGAGCUAUACGACCCGCGCUACGCUCCGUACAAAUGCAUCUUCCGCCUCUGCUACCGGAUCCUGAGGCUCAGCCAACAGGACUACAGGAAGAAUCAAGAGUACAUAGCGAAACACUUCGGCUUCAUGCAGAAGCAAAUCGGCUACGACAUCCUGGCGGAGGACACCAUCACCGCGCUGCUGCACAACAACAGGAAGCUGCUCGAGAAGCACAUCACCGCUUCAGAGAUCGAGACCUUCGUAGGCCUCGUGCGUAAGAACAUGAAGACGUGGCAGUCCCGCUUCCUGGACUACCUGAGCGACCUCUGCAUAUCCAACAAGAAGGCGAUCGCUGUCACUCAGGAGCUGAUAUGCAAGAGUGUGCUCUGUGCAAACAACGCGGACAUUUUGAUUGAGACAAGAUUAGUAUCUACCAAAUACGAGAAGAAAUCCAAAACUGAUGAUGCAGAAAACAGAUACACCGUCGAGGACGAGGUGAUGUUGCUGUGGAACAAUAAAAAAGGCGCAACUCACUGCCCCGGGGAGCCGCUAUCGCCGGCCGGCGCGACAGAGACGGGUGCAGCGGACGCGCCCGGCGAGGGUGAGACGGGAGGUAGUUCGCGGCUGCUGUCGGAGCUGGCGGGCGAGGCGCGGCGCGAGCCGCGCGGCGAGGCGGCCGCCGUGCUGGACUACUACCGCCACCAGCUCGACCUCUUCUCCAACAUGUGCCUCAACCGCCAGUACCUGGCGCUCAACAGCCUCUCGCCCCAGCUGCACAUCGACCUCAUACUCAGGUGCAUGUCGGACGCGUCGCUGUCGCAGGAGCUGCGCGCGUCGUUCUGCCGGCUGAUGCUGCACCUGCACGUGGACCGCGACCCGCAGGAGCCAGUCACGCCCGUCAAGUACGCGCGCCUCUGGAGCGACGUCUGCGACCGCAUCCACGUGCACGAUUACCAGUGCGUGAAGGGCGGUCCCGACGCGACCCGAGAAAAGGUAAAAGAGCAAUUCGCCUCGACUAUCCGCUUCGUUGAGAACUACCUCUGCAAAGUGGUCACCAGCACGUGGUACUUCAGCGACCACGACCAGAACAAGCUCACCUUCGAGGUGGUCAAGCUGGCGAGGGAACUUAUAUACUUCGGAUUUUACAGCUUUAGCGACCUGUUGCGGCUGACGAAGACGCUGCUCAGCAUCCUCGACUGCGUCACCGCCAUGGACCUUCUAAACGAGACCAGCGCCCUCUCUGGAGAGGUGGAGUCCGAGGGCGGUGUGCUGCGCAGCAUCGGCGACAUGGGCGCCGUGAUGACGUCCAUUACCCUCGGCUCGGUGGCCCGAAACGUGGUGGGCGGCGGCAACGGUGGUGGGGUGCAACGCAGCCCGUCGGCGCUCGCCCUGGCGCGAAAACACCCCCUCGUGAUGGACACCAAGCUCAAGAUCAUCGAGAUACUGCAGUUCAUCCUGGACGUGCGGCUCGACUACCGCAUCAGCUGCCUGCUCUCCAUCUUCAAGAAGGAGUUCGAGCAGGCCGGCGAGCGACAAGCCGACAGCCUCGGCCGCGCCGACGUCGAGGCCAUCGGCCUCCAAGCCGAGGGCAUAUUCAGCUGCCGAGCGAUACAGACUGUGCCUGACAACUGUCUUCCAAAAAAUGUAGAUUUGGACGGGUUGGACCUGGAUGAGUGCGGCGGUCGAAUGGUGCUCAGGGUGCUGCUGCAGCUGUGCUCGCAAGGGGCGUCCGCCGCGCUCGUGUCGGGCGCCCUGGCGCUGCUCUUCCGCCACUUCAGCCAGCGCCAGGAAGUGCUGGCGGCGUUCAAGCAGGUCCAGCUGCUGGUGUCCGACGCAGACGUGGAGUCGUACAAGCAGAUCAAGGCAGACCUGGACGUGCUGCGGCAGAGCGUGGAGAAGUCGGAGCUUUGGGUGUUCAACAAGGGACGCGCCGGCGCCCUGGACGACCACAGUGACAUCAAAGGCACCGCGGGGCCCGGCGGAGCCGUUCUAGACCGGAACGCCUCCCUCGACAACGUUCUGGACACGUCGCGUACAACGAAGUACGACCACAUGAACGAGUACAAGAAGAUCAAAGAGAUCCUGCACCGCAUGAUAAAGUACUGCACCCAGGGCAACAGCGGCCCCUCGGAGCCGGGCAAGCCGCGCCGCCACGAGCAGCGGCUGCUGCGCAACAUCGGCGUGCACAACGUAGUGCUGGACCUGCUGCAGGUGCCGCAUGACGAAGACGACGCCGCCAUGGACGAGCUGCUCGCCCUGGCGCACGAGUUCCUGCAGCGCUUCUGCCACGGCAACCAGCAGAACCAGGCGAUACUGCACAAGCACCUAGACCUGUUCUUGAACGCGGGCAUCCGCGAGGCGCAGACGGUGUGCGCCAUCUUCGAGGAGAACCCGUCGCUGUGCGCGCACGAGGGCAACGAGAAGGUGGCCGCGCAUUUCGUGCACUGCAUAGAGACGCGCGGCCGCCGCCCCGCCUACCUGCGCUUCCUGCGCACCAUCGUCAGGGCGGCCGGGCAGCACAUACGGCGCAGCCAGGACCUCGUCAUGCAGGAGAUGGUAAAUGCGGGUGAAGACGUCCUCGUGUUCUACAACGACAAGGUGUCGUUUAACUACUUCAUACAGAUGAUGCGUCAGUACAAGCAGACAAACGAGAUGCCUGAAGCCUUGAGGUACCACAUCCAACUGGUCAAGCUGCUGACGUGCUGCACGCUGGGCAAGAACGUCUACACGGAGAUCAAGUGCCACUCGCUCCUUCCCCUGGAUGAUAUAGUGGCUAUGAUCACCCAUCCCGACUGCAUUCCCGAGGUGAAAGAGGCGUACGUGGGCUUCCUGAACCACUGCUACAUCGACACGGAAGUGGAGAUGAAGGAGAUCUACUCGAGCAACUACAUGUGGGACCUGUUCGAGCGCUCCUUCCUGCAAGACAUGCAGGCCAUUCUGCAGAGCGACGCCUCCGUCUACAACGCUCCUGGCUGUUCGGGCGCUGGGGCCGCGGCGGGCACGCAACGCGCCUGGCUCAACUACGUGACGGACGUGCUGGUGCACACCAUCUGCACCUUCUUCAACUCGCCCUUCAGCGACCAGAGCACCACCGUCCAGACGCGGCAGUCGAUCUUCGUGCGGCUGCUGCAGGCCACGUUCCGCAUCUACCAGUGCCCCUGGCUCACGCCGCCGCAGAAGCUCAACGUCGAGAAGUGCAUACGCACGCUCAGCGAAGUCGCUAAAAGCCGAAGCAUCGCCAUACCACUGGAGCUAGAAGCCAUGAUACAGACGGUGUUUGAAAAAGCGGCCGCACUCUCCCGCCAGACCAGCAAAUGGCUUCUUGCCUCCAAGACGUCGAAACUGGAGAAGAUGGCCUCGCAGUCGAACCUGCAAAACGAGCGCUCUGUGAUGGAGGGUCUGCAGGAGAUCGUCUCGCUGCUCGAGGAGCAACUGCGGCCGCUGCUGCAGGCCGAGCAGUCGCUGCUGGUGGACAUCCUGUACAAGCCGCACCGCCUCUUCACCAGCCCAGGGGAGCUGGCGCACCCGGACACCAGCGGCAUUUUCAUCUCCAGAUUAAUACGACACACUGAGAAGCUUCUAGAAGAGAAGGAGGAGAAGCUAUGCGUGAAAGUUCUGCGCACGCUCAGGGAAAUGAUGGCUGUGGACCCGGAAUACGGCGAAAAGGGCAACCAGCUUCGGAACAAGCUGCUCUCGCAGUACUUCGUCAACCGAAAGUCGGAGCCCAAGAUAACGCCGCCGCCGCCCUCGCUUGCAGUCACCCACGGACCAGGCGCGAAGGUGCUGCUCCGCACUGGGCAGACGCUGUCCCAGGUGCAGGCGCACCUGGACCGCGAGGGGGCGUCCGACUUGGUCGUGGAGCUGGUCAUCAACAGCACCAACCGGCCCGCCAUAUUCCUCGAGGCCAUACAGCUGGGUAUCGCUCUACUGGAAGGCGGAAACCCCAUAAUACAACACAGCAUAUUCACAAAGCUUCAAAACGGCGAGAUAUCGCAGGCGUUUUUGAAGGUGUUCUACGACAAGAUGCGCGAGGCGCAGCAGGAGAUCCGCUCGAUGGCCGCCAGCAGCACGGCCGCCGCGGGCGCGGAGAAGCGGGCGGCCGACAAGCAGAGGCCCAUCGCCGCCGACGGGAAACCAGCACCGGGCCCCAUAGUGGUGGGCGAGGACAUGGACGAGGAGGUGGCGAACGCCUGCGGCUCGGCAGUGCACGCCUACUCGGACAUACACACCAUGUCGCACGGAACCACGGUGCUGGAGGAGAUAAUGUCGGAGAAGAAGCGCGAAGCGGGCAGCCCGGACGUGCUGCCGGCGAAGGUGGCCGUCAUGCGCCCCAUACUGCGCUUCCUGCAGCUACUCUGCGAGAACCACAACCCCGACCUGCAGAACCUUCUGCGCAACCAAAACAACAAGUCCAACUACAACCUGGUCUCGGAGACGCUGAUGUUCCUGGACUGCAUCUGCGGCUCCACCACGGGCGGCCUGGGCCUGCUCGGGCUCUACAUCAACGAGGGCAACGUGGCCCUCAUCAACCAGACCUUGGAAACCCUUACCGAGUACUGCCAAGGCCCCUGCCACGAGAACCAGAACUGCAUAGCGACGCACGAGAGCAACGGGCUGGACAUAAUAACGGCGCUGAUACUGAACGAUAUCAACCCACUUGGCAAGACACGCAUGGACCUGGUGCUGGAGCUGAAGAACAACGCCUCCAAGCUCCUCCUGGCCAUUAUGGAGUCGCGCAACGACUCGGAGAACAACGCCGAGAGGAUUCUGUACAACAUGAACCCUGAACAGCUGGUUGAUGGCGUGUCCCCGAAGGAAGUGGGCCACAACAUCUACAUCCUGUGCCACCAGCUGGCCGGCCACAACAAGGAGCUGGCGGCGCUCGUCCGCGCCACGCCCACCGGCGCCAACGCGCCCGCGCUCCAGUACUACCGCACGCACACCGCGCAGAUCGAGAUCGUGCGCACGGACCGCAGCAUGGAGCAGAUCGUGUUCCCGAUCCCGGAGAUCUGCGAGUACCUGCCGGCCGAGAGCAAGCACCGCGUGCUGCAGAGCGCCGAGCGGGACGACCAGGGCAGCAAGGUCGCCGAUUUCUUCUCGCGCCUCGACAACCUAUUCCACGAGAUGAAGUGGCAGAAAAAGCUACGUGGGCAACCUUUCCUGUUCUGGGUGUCAUCCUACAUGUCGCUGUGGAGUAACAUAUUGUUCAAUUUCGCCGUUCUUAUAAAUGUUAUUGUUGCUUUCUUUUACCCGUUUCAAGACGAAAAUCCAAAGCUGGGGCAGCACCUGUCGCUGGUGGUGUGGUGCGUGUCGCUGGCGGCGGGCGCGCUGGUGACGUGGCUGCCGCGCUCGUCCGGCGCGCGCGCCCUGCUCGCCAGCGCCAUCGUGCGCCUCAUCUUCUCCGCCGGGCCCGAGCCCACGCUCUGGGCUCUCGGGAUGCUCACCAUAGUAGUGAAGGGCAUCCACCUGGUCAGCAUCAUGGGCAACCAAGGCACGUUGUCCAAGUCGACGCGGAACGUGAUAACCGACCCCGAGCUCCUCUACCACAGCGUCUACCUCGGCUUCUGUUUCCUCGGCAUCUGCUGCCAUCCGUUCUUCUUCUCUGUGCUGCUGCUCGACAUCGUGUACCGCGAGGAGACCCUGUUGAACGUAAUGCGAUCAGUGACACGCAACGGGCGGUCCAUCCUGCUGACGGCCGUGCUGGCGCUGGUGCUGGUCUACAUGUUCUCCAUCGUAGGCUACAUGUUCUUCCGCGACCACUUCCUCGUCAACGUCGACCGCCUCGACGACGACGACGACCCGCGCUUCUCCGGCCGCUGCGGCGACUCGCCGGCGGGCAAGUACGGGCGCGCGGCGCGCUUCGUGUCGGUGGGCGGGGCGCUGCGCGAGCGCAGCUGCGACUCGCUCAUCAUGUGCAUCGUCACCACGCUCAACCAGGGGCUGCGGAACGGCGGCGGCAUCGGCGACAUCCUGCGCGCCCCCGCCAGCUUCGAGCCUUUAUUCGUGGCGCGCGUGGUGUACGAUCUACUGUUCUUCUUCGUGGUGAUCAUCAUCGUGCUGAACCUAAUCUUCGGUGUGAUCAUCGACACGUUCGCAGACCUACGUAGCGAGAAGCAGCAGAAAGAGCUUAUUUUGAAGAACACAUGUUUUAUAUGUGGGUUGAACAGGUCAGCCUUUGACAACAAAACGGUCUCCUUCGAGGAGCACAUAAAGAGCGAGCACAACAUGUGGCACUACCUCUACUUCAUGGUGCUGGUGAGGGUCAAGGACCCCACCGAGUUCACCGGACCCGAGAGCUACGUGCAUUCUAUGAUAAAGUCGAACAACCUGGACUGGUUCCCGCGGCUGCGCGCGCUGUCGCUGGUGGGCGGCGGCGAGGGCGAGGGCGGCGAGCUGGAGCUGCGCGCGCUGCAGGCGCAGCUCGAGCGCGCGCAGGCCGCCGUGCGCACGCUCACCGAGCUGCUCACCGAGCUCAGGGACCAGAUGACGGAGCAGAGAAAGCAGAAACAACGCAUCGGCCUCCUCAACUCGACGUCCGCAUACCUUCAGAACCUCCAGAUGAACUUGCCGCCG